Condylostylus longicornis is the source of this 1005-nucleotide messenger RNA. RefSeq names its product ethanolamine-phosphate cytidylyltransferase-like. NCBI's taxonomy places the organism in Eukaryota, Metazoa, Arthropoda, Insecta, Diptera, Dolichopodidae. Gene Ontology annotation, molecular function: ethanolamine-phosphate cytidylyltransferase activity. The transcript is spliced from 3 exons. The coding region runs from base 1 to 1005 and encodes 334 amino acids. Gene Ontology annotation, cellular component: cytoplasm. The record is from RefSeq and is a predicted model, not a curated record. Gene Ontology annotation, biological process: phosphatidylethanolamine biosynthetic process.
AUGUAUCCUUCUGGAUCUUAUGCCAAACCUUAUCCGGCUCUCAUUCUUUCCCAGAGCAUCUACACUUUCCUCGUUUAUAAGGAAAUUUGGUGUGAUGGUUGUUAUGAUUUAGUUCAUUUUGGUCAUGCGAACUCAUUUCGUCAAGCUAAAUUAUUAGCAAAUAAAUUAAUAGUUGGUGUUCAUUCUGACAAUGAAGUCUUAAAACAUAAGCGAUUACCAAUUUAUACAGAAGAAGAACGUUAUAAAUUAAUUAAAGGCAUUAAAUGGGUCGAUGAAGUAGUAGAAGAUUCACCGUACGUUACGACAAUAGAUGUUUUAGAUAAAUAUAAUUGUUAUUAUUGUGCUCAUGGAAAUGAUAUAACAGCUACAUUCGAUGGUAUUGAUACAUAUAAAAUAAUAAAAGAAACUAAUCGAUAUAAAGAAUUGAAGAGGACACCAGGCAUUUCAACAACUGCCAUUAUUAACAGAAUUUUGGAAAAAUAUCAAGAAAAGAAUAAAUCAACAAUCACUUUAGAAAAUAAUGGAAUUUUAUUUGAAGAAGAAACCAAUAAUAAACAUAGCAAGUGGACUGGCAUUAAUGAUCCAUUUUUAAUGACAACAUCCAAAAUAUUUGAAUUUAUGAAUAAUGAAUAUCGAACACCGAAAUCAAAUGACAAAAUUAUUUAUGCACCUGGUUCUUAUGAUUUAUUUCAUAUAGGACAUUUAGAUUUUUUAGAGAAUUGUAAAAAUGAAAGUGAUUAUUUAAUAGUCGGUUUAUAUACUGAUGAAAUAAUUAAAAAAAUCAAAAAUUCACAAUAUCCAAUAAUGAAUUUACAAGAACGCAUAUUCAAUGUUUUGUCAUAUAAGUGUGUUGAUGAAGUUAUAAUCGGGGCACCAUAUAUAAUUUCAGAAGAUUUUAUAAAUCAAAUUAAAAUCGAUACUAUAUAUCAUGGUGGCAAACACUUAAUAUUCGCAAAUGAUUAUGUGCGUGGUAUACGAAAUAACGGAAAGCAAACCGAAAAUUAA